Messenger RNA from Vicugna pacos (alpaca), 971 nucleotides. Lineage: Eukaryota; Metazoa; Chordata; Mammalia; Artiodactyla; Camelidae. The record is from RefSeq and is a predicted model, not a curated record.
CCCCUAGGCACCUCACACUCCCUCGCACUCACACUCACUCACACACUCACCCUCCUACAGCCCCACCGCCCCCGCCAUGGCCGCGCCCGCCCUGUCCACCUGCUCCGGCGACCUGAGCUACGGCAGCCGGGUCUGCCUGGCCGGUCCCUGUGACUCCUGCACCGGCUCCUCCUGGCAGGUGGACGACUGCCCAGAGAGCUGCUGUGAGCCCCCGUGCUGUGAGCCCCGCUGCUGCGCCCCGGCCCCCUGCCUGAGCCUCCUCUGUGCCUCAGCGAGCUGUGAGCCCUGCCCCUGCCCAUCUGCCUGCACCAGCUCCUGCACGGCCUUGUGCUGCCCGCAGUCUAGCUGCCAGCCCUCCUGUUGCACCUCCUCCCCCUGCCAGCAGGACUGCUGUGAGCCCGUGUGCUGCAGGCCCGUGUGCUGUGAGCCCACCCCCUGCCCCUCGUCCUGCUGCAGACCCUCCUCCUCCGUGUCCCUGCUCUGCCGCCCCGUGUGCAGACCCGCAUGCUGUGCCCCCGCCCCCUCCUGCCAGCCCAGCUGCUGCCGCCCGGCCUCCUGCGUGUCCCUGCUCUGCCGCCCUGCAUGCCCCUGCCCCACCUGCUGUGUCCCCAACUCGGCCUAGAAGCCCUGCUGCUGACCGGGCCGUCCCCCCAGGGCCAGCCGGGCUCAGUUCCCACCAGUGACUUGGCCCCCAGCUUCCCCUCAGUCCUGACCUGAGUUAUGUGACUGUCCCCACUGAGGACAUGUCCUGCUAUGUAUCCAUUGUCCUGACCUGACUGACCUCUGACCACUGCUCCCAGGACCCCUCGACCUUGCUGUGCCCCAGGGCUCUUGCCUCCCAGGUGACCCCACCUGCCUCUGGGUCACCUGUCCCCCCUCCCCAUUUCUCUGCCUGGGUCACUUGGCCUCUCUUUCCAAACUGUCAGCAUUUUCUCAGGCACCUGGAGGAAUAAACUCACUUCACCACCUCA